AACGACAACAUUACCUUCAAUACGCAUCAAUCUUGAGAAGCAUCUCUAUUCCCAGAUAAGCACAGAAGGAAAUACAGUCGACAUAUCAGCGAACAACAAAUGACAGUUCUUGAUACAGCAAGUGUCACCAGCUUGCCCGAACAUGCAUAUUAUAUCCCAAACUUCAUAACAGCUGAUGAGGAGGAGCACAUUUUGAAACAGAUGAAUUCCGUUCCUCUUCCAAGAUGGACUCAACUCUCUCAUCGAAGACUACAGACCUGGCCAUCUGCAUUGACUAAAUUAAAUGCACUCCUAGCAGCACCUUUACCUGAAUGGUUACAUGACCCUAUCAUCAGUCCCAGACUCGAACAGCUCGGCUGUUUCUCAGAUGCACCUCACAAGGCCCCAAACCAUGUGCUGAUAAACGAAUACUGUGCCGGACAGGGAAUCAUGCCACAUGAAGAUGGACCCGCAUACUACCCGCUUGUGGCGACGGUCAGUCUAGCAGCUCCGAUAGUUCUGGAUCUUUACGAGAAGAAAAUGGGAAGGGAAAGUGUUGGUGUUGGUGCCGGCCAAGAGGGUAUGGGGCCCAAGUAUCGAGUUUUGCAAGAACCUCGGAGCUUGUUGAUCACAACUGGUAGUCUAUAUACUCAGUACCUGCAUGGAAUUGCAGAGACGCUGAGGGAUGACAAACUGACACCAGAGUCCAUAUGUAAUUGGGACCUCCUCGGAGACCCGCAGAACUACGCAACAGGGACUUACGAGAGAAAGACUCGAAUCAGUCUCACCUACCGCGAUGUACUCAAGGUAGCGAAGUUGGGAAAUUCAAUCAAAUUCCUGAAUCGAGGAAAAUGA
Talaromyces stipitatus ATCC 10500 is the source of this 834-nucleotide messenger RNA. RefSeq lists its product as uncharacterized. The coding region runs from base 100 to 834 and encodes 244 amino acids. NCBI's taxonomy places the organism in Eukaryota, Fungi, Ascomycota, Eurotiomycetes, Eurotiales, Trichocomaceae. The transcript has 2 exons. The record is from RefSeq and is a predicted model, not a curated record.